AACUAGAAGUGUCAAAGUGUUGCACACAAAAGAAAAUUUUUGCUAGUGUCCUGAAAAACGUGAAAAUUCACCAUUUCUGCUGUGGAUUUCCCCAGGAAAGCCUUCCGUGAGGAUGAAAGAGUACCUCAGGCUUCUGCCCUUGGCGCUUCUAUUGCACUUGGGCUCGUGUCUGGACUUCACUCAGACUGUCUUUGGCUCCGCCACUGAUGGAGUCCCAGCAGCCUUUGGGGACUUCAAUUCAGACGAACUCACAGACAUGUUCAUGCUGCGCGAUGACUUCCGGACGGUGCAGAUCUUCCUGGGCUCGGACACUGAGCCACUGCUGAAGGAGGGACCCAAGUGCACGUUCAAGAACCUGAAGAUCUCGAGUGUGGUUCCGGGGGAUUUCGACGGGGACGCCUUCAUGGACGUCCUGAUCACUGUGAAGGGAUCCGACGGCAAUUUGGGCGUGUUCGUCAACUGGGGCGGAUCGUCUUACAUGAACUGCACAGACGAGGAGGAGAAGCUGCUGGACAUUCACGGAGAACCGAUGGUGCUGGACUUCAAUGAUGACAUGGUGAUGGAUUUGUUCGGACUGGAGAGCACGACGGACAAGAGAACGUUCUGGCUGUUCAAGAAGGACCGCUCGACGCCAGAAAUGCGCCAAAUGCCAAUGCAUCACAAGGCUGGACUACGAUUGCCACACUCCCACGCGUUCAUUGACCUGAAUCACGACUUCACGGCGGAUCUGUUCAUCACGGCAGAGCGCAAUUUUGAAGUGUGGAACGGCACUGAUCGCCACGAUGGCUUCAUGUACAGUCACACCAUCGAUCUGCCCACAGGAUUGAAUGAGCACGUGGGCCAGGCGCUCUUCCUGGACGCCGAGCUGAAGGGCAACAUAAAUCUGGUGCUGCCCAUUUGCUUCGACCGCAAGUGCAGCAAUUCCACCAUUCUCGUGCACAACGGCCACCAAUUCCACGAUCUGGAGGUGAACUUCAAGGAUCCGGACAACAAGCAGUGGGGCUUCGUCGUGCCGGACGAUCAGCUCUUCACCAAUGCCAUCACGCUGCGCGGCGGAGACUUCAACAUGGACGGCUAUCCAGAUCUACUGGCCACUCUGCAGCAGCAUCCGGGCGACGCCAUCCAGACGUUCCUGCUGGAGAAUGUACCGUCGGAGCGCAAGAAUAGCCCAAUUUCGCGUACCUUCGUCGUACGCUGGAAGGCUCUGGCGCCCUUCGCCAAUGGCACAGUUGCCGGCGCCUUCUAUGACUUCUACCAGGACGGCAUCCUGGACGUGGUGCUUGUGGAGAAGUCCGGCAGUCAGUACAGGACGAAGGCCUUCCGCAACUCCCUCGACUACGACGCCAAUUUCGUCAAGGUGAUCGUCCUCACGGGCCUGGUGAACAAGGAAGUUCCCACCACCAAAACACCCCUCGGCAGGACGAAGAAGACUUACGGCACCAAUUUGCCAGGUCCUCGCAUUGCGUACUACACCAUCACGCAGGAUGGCUAUCCGCAGGAAGGAACGUCCGCGCAGAUUCCGCAAUCCGCUUACUUCGCCCUGCAUCUGCCCUACACCAUCUUUGGCCUGGGCAGGACGCCCAACUUCGUGGACUCCAUCACCGUGGGCCUCUCCAAUCAGUCCAAAACCUGGACGCAACUCAUCCCCAACUCCCAGGUCAUCGUGGUGCCAUGGCCCAUCAAGGAGCCGUGGCGCUGGAAGGCGCAGCUCUUCGUCACGCCCAGCAAACUCAUCCUCAUGAGCAUGGUGGCGCUGGGCGGUACAUGCCUGGUGAUCAUGCUCAUCAUCCUGGGCCUGUACAUCAAGGAGAAGCGCGAGGAUAAGCUGGAGAAGCUACAGGAGGCGCACAGAUUCCACUUUGACGCCAUGUAGAUGUGAAGAAGAGCGUGCGAUUUUCAAAUUAUUGUGAUGCCUAGAAACACCCUCCUAGCCUCCAUUUUUUCUUGUCUCUGUGUAAAAUACCCACUAAUUUAAUGAAUUUAAUCAAAACGCUGUAAUAUAGAACCUUAUUUAUAAAU
Molecule: messenger RNA, 2019 nt
Organism: Phlebotomus argentipes
Lineage: Eukaryota; Metazoa; Arthropoda; Insecta; Diptera; Psychodidae
Product: T-cell immunomodulatory protein
Exons: 2
Coding region: 113-1873 (586 amino acids)
Cellular component (GO): plasma membrane
Source: RefSeq, a predicted model, not a curated record